CUCCCAUCUGACGGACGCCAAACACUGAGCCUCCCUCAUCGCUAUAAAACCUCCUCACCUUCAUGACUGUCAGGGACAUAAACAUCCUGAGGUGUCCGUGCUUAUCUGACUGGCUGAGGUGGAUGCAGAUACUCUGAGGAGCUCGUGUCAGCGGAGAUGUUGGCAGGUGCGCUAGUUCUGGGCACCAUCCUCACAGCUUUACCAGGUGCUCAGAGCAGGUGGAGUGUGUCGUUUUCCAGAAGAGUGAUCUGUGUGUGGGCAGGAACUACAGUGACUCUGCCCUGCCGCUAUGACUACCCCUCAAGUCACACUGUGAGGCGCGUUAUGUGGUUCCGUGUUUCUACUGAGGGCCGCAGGGAGUUUGCUCACCACACCGACCCCAACCAGAUCAGCCCGUCCUACCGCGGGCGCACGCGCUACACCGGGGGAAGCUAUUCCAGCUGCUCGGUUCAGAUUCGGGGUGUGCAGCUGGGCGAUGCGGGCCAGUAUCACUUCAGGUUUGAGACAGACCAACCGCUGGGGAGAUGGACCUCACCUGACACCAUUACUCUGGAUGUAACAGAGCUCCAGGUUCAGGUGCAUCCAGCUAGGCCAAGCAACAUGUUUGGAUUUGGAGAAACAGUCUUUGUAGGUUGCCAGGCCAGAGGAUGUGCUGCCCCGGGGAGAAGCUUGGCACUCUACAGGAACGGAUUGAACCUCGGCUCGUAUGAGAAGAAGAUGAUUAACCGCUUUGACCCGCAGCACGCAGGCGCGUACACCUGCCGACCAAUCCCACCGCAGAACGUCCAGUCACCGUCGGUCUCCCUGACGAUGGGGUAUAGUCCUCGCUCCACUUCCAUUGCAGUGUUUCCUGCCGGAGAGUUGUCAGAAGGGGGUUCAGUCACUCUGACCUGCAGCAGUGAUGCAGCCCCACCUGUUGAGAGCUUCGCAUGGUUUAAAGACAUGGAGAGCGGCAGCAUUCCAGACAGCUUCCGCCCUCAGCUCCACCUGUCCUACCUAAAGUACACAGACAGAGGAGAGUACUACUGCGUCGCCCGCAACUCCCUGGGAACAGAGCGCUCCGGAUCACUUCUUCUCAACGUCAGCUACUCUCCCAAAAACACACACGUGUGGACGAGUCCUCAGAGGGACAUCAGAGAGGGCUCGUCUGUAAACCUGAGCUGCAGCAGCCACGCCUCCCCUCCUCCCAGCAGGUAUGUUUGGUAUCGAAUCACAGGUGACCAGGUGGUGCCUAAAGGUCACAAUCAGAACCUGACCUUUCCUUCAGUGGGGGCUCAACAUGCGGGUCAGUACUACUGCAUAGCAACAAACCGACUGGGUUCCCAAUCCUCUCUUGUUUCUUCGCUAACAGUCCUCUAUCCCCCUAAGAACACCUCAAUUCUGGCGCGUCCUUCCAGCGUGGUGGACACGGGCCGACCUCUGACCCUGACCUGCAGCAGUCAGGCCUACCCAGCCGUGGACAACUUCACCUGGCACAGACUCGCUGUGGAUGGUGGCACUGUACACUCAUGGGUCACCAAGUCUGGGCCCGUCUUCACCUUCUCCGAGGUCAGUCCUGGUGAAAGUGGUCAGUAUUACUGCGAGGCCAGGAACCGAAUCGGAGCCCACAGCUCUCCGGUCCUGACAGUCAGAGUCAGAGGUCGUUUAAAGGCGAUCGCCUUGGCUUCAGCGGUGGGCGUGUCGGCUGGUCUCAUCACGCUGACGGUGGCCGUCAUGAUCAGCAAGAACAUGCACAGAGUAGACACAGAGUCCGUAGACGAUGUAAACAAGCAUCCAGCGGCGACAUCCGACACCGUGUGCUGCGAGUCAGCCGAACAAACCCUCCCUGUCAGAAAAGGCAGGAUGUCCGACAUCCCGGAGGAGUCGGAGGAUUUAAGUGACACCUCCCAUCCCUCCAUCGUUCCUCUGAUGGACGCUCCGCCAAUCAAAGAAGUUUCAGGCCGCAGCUCCGCCUCCAACUUCAUCACUGUGCAUUACUCCAGGAUGUCCAGAACACCUGGACCAGCCUGGUGUGAACCGCACUCUUUGCUUUCAUCACCUGGUGGCCCAGAGCGCUUCCUGUAUCAGUGAAUCAUGUUACACCAUUCCAGUUCAGGCAGCGGAGGACCUCUCGGUGAACCCGGCUCCUGAACUCUGCUGCAUGUCUUCUCCUCUUUUCUUUCAGUGCAUCCCGGAGUGGCAUGCUGUCCAGUGAAGUGAAAAUGCUUUAAAGUUCUUAAAGGGUAAAACACAAAUAUAAAAAAAAAAAACUUCACGCUGCCUGGCUUGCACAUUUUGGCACUAAAUGUAUAUUUGGUAUGUUAUUUUUUUGCUUUCUCUGAUCAUUUAGACUGCUGAAUGUUUGUAUUCUGACAUAAUUGUCUGUGAUAAGACUAAUGGUGUGAAAUUAGGAAUAUUAGGGGAGAAAACCACAAGAACAAGGCUUGACAUUAUGUCAACCUUUGAGGUACAUUUUGACAUCGCAGUGGUUGGGAUCUGAUUCCUUACUCUCUGCGUCUUUGUUGAAUGCAGAUUAUUUUAACUAACUGUAACCUAAAAGGUGAAAACAAGGAUAGUGAGGAAAUAUUAAACUGAAGUGACUUCUCACUUUGUUCUUUUCUAGUUUACUACUGAUUGUGAAUUAUAGUUUGGCUAUAAAUAAACGUAAUCUGCUUAUCGACUGAAUUACUAAUUAUAACUGUCAAUUUGACUUUUUUCACAACACAUUUGAGAAAUUCCUGUGACUCUGACCCGCUCAAGAAUUUGUUGCCACAUGGAG
Messenger RNA from Xiphophorus maculatus (southern platyfish), 2758 nucleotides. RefSeq names its product B-cell receptor CD22-like. The coding region runs from base 157 to 2070 and encodes 637 amino acids. Lineage: Eukaryota; Metazoa; Chordata; Actinopteri; Cyprinodontiformes; Poeciliidae. The record is from RefSeq and is a predicted model, not a curated record. The transcript is spliced from 18 exons.